UAGACCUGAGGGGAGAUGGAUCUGAAAGGGCCAGAGGUGGGCCUGAAGGGGGCCGGGAGAUGGGCCAGGAGAGCCCGAGGAUGUGCCCAAGGAGGGCUGAGACAGGGCUGAGCCGAUGAGGCGAGGCCGAGCCAGAGCUGUUCCAGAGCAGGCCGGCCACAGCCCCCCGCGCCCGCGGGGAUGCCCGGAGCUGUCCAGGCAUCCCUUCCCUGCUGGGAUGCCUGGAGCUGUCCAGGCAUCCCUUCCCUGCCGUGACGGCCGGAGCUGUCCAGGCAUCCCUUCCCUGCCGUGACGGCCGGAGCUGUCCAGGCAUCCCUUCCCUGCCCUGACGGCCGGAGCUGUCCAGGCAUCCCUUCCCUGCCGUGAUGGCCGGAGCUGUCCAGGCAUCGCCGGGGCGAGAUCCGGCCGGUGCCGCUCAGGGCAUCACAGCAGUGAGGGAGUGAAUGCCUGGAUCUCUCCGGGCAUCACCUCCCGCGGCGGUGCCUGGACCACUCCGGGCGUCGCCUCCCCGCGCCGAUGUCGCCGCGCCCCGCCCCGUCCCCGCCCGGAGGCCGCUCCGCCCGCCCUCGCCGCGCAUAAAUAUCGGGGUGCGGGCGGCGCCCGCCGCAGAGCCGUCGCCGGAGCCCCCGCAGCCAUGAGCUCGUACGGGUACGACCCGUUCUUCCCGUCCUACAAGCGGCGCUACGCGGACAGCCCGCGCAUCCAUGUGUCGGUGCGCAGCGGCGGCGGCUUCGGCUCGGCGCGCUCCGCGUACUCCAGCCUGUCCGCGCCCGUGUCCUCCGUGUCCGUGCGCCGCAGCUACGCCACCUCCAGCGCCUCGAGCUCGCUGCUGCACUCGGUGGACAGCCUGGACCUGAGCCAGGUGGCCGCCAUCAGCAACGACCUCAAGUCCAUCCGCAGCCAGGAGCGAGCGCAGCUGCAGGACCUCAACGACCGCUUCGCCUGCUUCAUCGAGCGCGUCCACGAGCUGGAGCAGCAGAACAAGGUGCUGGAGGCCGAGCUGCUGGUGCUGCGGCAGAAGCACGCCGAGCCCUCCCGCUUCCGCGCGCUCUACGAGCAGGAGAUCCGCGAGCUGCGCUUGGCCGCGGAGGAGGCGACGAGCGAGAAGCAGGCGCUGCAGGGCGAGCGGGAGAGCCUGGAGGAGACGCUGCGCGGGCUGCAGGCGCGCUACGAGGAGGAGGUGCUGAGCCGCGAGGACGCGGAGGCGCGGCUGCUCGAGGUGCGCAAGGGCGCGGACGAGGCGGCGCUGGCGCGGGCGGAGCUGGAGAAGCGCGUGGACAGCCUGCUGGACGAGCUGGCCUUCCUCAAGAAGGUGCACGAGGAGGAGCUGGCCGAGCUGCAGGCGCAGAUCCAGUACGCGCACCUGUCCGUGGAGAUGGACGUGUCGGCCAAGCCCGACCUGUCGGCCGCGCUGCGCGACAUCCGCGCGCAGUACGAGAAGCUGGCGGCGCGCAACAUGCAGAACGCCGAGGAGUGGUUCCGCAGCCGCUUCACCGUGCUCAGCGAGAGCGCCGCCAAGAACACGGAUGCCGUGCGCGCCGCCAAGGACGAGGUGUCCGAGAGCCGCCGCCUGCUCAAAGCCAAGACGCUGGAGAUCGAGGCCACCCGCGGCAUGAACGAGGCGCUGGAGAAGCAGCUGCAGGAGCUGGAAGAGAAGCAGAGCGCGGAUAUCUCAGCGCUGCAGGAUACAAUCAACAAAUUGGAGAACGAGCUGAGAACCACAAAGAGUGAGAUGGCUCGGUACUUGAAGGAAUAUCAGGACCUGCUCAAUGUGAAAAUGGCCCUGGACAUCGAAAUUGCAGCUUAUAGGAAACUGCUGGAGGGGGAAGAGACCCGGCUGAGCUUCACCAGCGUGGGCAGCAUCACCAGUGGCUACAGCCAGAGUGCCCCCACCUUCGGCAGGUCUGCCUACAGCGGCCUCCAGGCCAGCUCCUACCUGAUGACCACCCGCUCCUUCCCCACCUACUACUCCAGCCACGUCCAGGAGGAGCAGAUUGAAAUCGAGGAAACCAUCGAGGCUGCUAAAGCAGGGGAAGCCAAGGCAGCUCCUGCAGAAGAGGGUGAGGAGGAGGAGAAAGAGGAAGGAGAGGAAGAAGCAGGAGAAGAGGCUGAAGAAGAGGAGGAAGGUGCUAAGGAGGAAUCAGAAGAAGCCAAAGAAGGUGAGGAAGAGGAAGGAGAAGGGGAAGAAACAGCAGCAGAAGAAGGGGAGGAGUCCCAGGAAGCUGCUGAGGAAGCUGGUGAGGAGGAGAAGGAAGAGAAGGAAGAGAAAGAAGCAGCAGGAAAGGAAGAGAGCGAAGGCAAGAAGAAGGCUUGAUCUGAGGGCAGCUUUCCAUCAGAACCAACGACUGGCUGAGCUCCAGCUGCAGUCUCACCUAUUUAAUUCAGUGAUCACUGAGGUUCCAGUUCAUGAUUAUGACGUUUCUCCCUGUGCAGAGUCUGAGUUUGCUUGCAGAGCACCCAAGGCUUGCUCCCCGAGUGCCGCAUGGUUCCACGUAUGAGUUCAGGGCUUCUGUCCUUCCUGGGUGACCCAGAACCUUAACAUUUCAAAUUGGGGGGGAAAAAGUGGUGGGAAUGAAAGGUUACCUUUAACUUGCAUUUAAACUAAUUCUGGAAACGGUGGGUGGGGGAAGUGAUGGAGGCUUCAUUAAGUACGUGCAAUAAAGCAGUCAAUAAAGUUCAGAAAUGCUUACACGGA
Onychostruthus taczanowskii (white-rumped snowfinch) is the source of this 2695-nucleotide messenger RNA. It is a transcript of the gene NEFL, whose product is annotated as neurofilament light chain. Gene Ontology annotation, molecular function: structural constituent of postsynaptic intermediate filament cytoskeleton. Gene Ontology annotation, cellular component: intermediate filament; postsynaptic intermediate filament cytoskeleton; axon. Lineage: Eukaryota; Metazoa; Chordata; Aves; Passeriformes; Passeridae. The transcript is spliced from 4 exons. The record is from RefSeq and is a predicted model, not a curated record. Gene Ontology annotation, biological process: neurofilament bundle assembly. The coding region runs from base 635 to 2314 and encodes 559 amino acids.